GCUAGUUGGACAGCAGUAAAGAGGACUAGAUGUACAGACUGAGGAGGACUGCCCGCUUAUUUUAAAGAGGGAAAUUAGCUGCUAUGUUAGUCUGAAGAAAACUAAGGCGCUGACAACUCUGUAAACCGGAUACAGAGCUACAUUGGACUAUUUAAUUCAUUCAGUAGCACUGAAAGAACUGCAGUUUUCCCAGAUGGAAGUUGAAUGUCUCGCACUGAAAGACCUCACAAGUCCCAGGAAAAGUUUCACAGUAGAGAGGGAGGAGGAUGGGGGCCAGAGUGAACAAAAGGAAAACAUCUGCACAGAGAGGAGAAGAUCCACACCCCUUAAAUCUGCAGAGUCCACCAUCCCCGCGUUGCUGAUUGGCAGAAAGGGCGCUGCCCCUGACCUGGCCCACAUCACCCCCAUCAAACACACAGCCCUGGCCGAGCCCUGGACGCCCACAGCCAAUCUGAAGAUGCUGAUCAGUGCCGCGAGCCCAGACAUCCGGGACAGAGAGAUGAAAGAGAUGAAAAAGGUGCUGUUUAGACCCAUCGAGAAUGAGAAGGACAAGCCAGCGAGCCCAGAUGCUGUGGCAGAGGAUACAGAAGACUCUGGUCAGUUUGAAGCUGCGGAGGAAGAGGACGACGCUGACAAAAAGCCGAGCAGGAAGCAGAAGAGCCUGGGUCUGCUGUGCCAAAAGUUCCUGGCCCUCUACCCUGAUUACCCGCCGCCACACAGCCCCAUCUGGAUCUCACUGGACGAGGUGGCGAGCAGUCUUGGAGUGGAGCGAAGGCGCAUCUACGACAUCGUCAACGUGCUGGAGUCUUUGAAUAUUGUGGGUCGGAUAGCCAAGAACAGCUACACCUGGUACGGUCGCCUGCGGCUGGAGGCCACGCUGGAGGAGCUGCAGCGGAGGGGUCGGCAGCAGGGAUACCACCUCCAGAUGGAGCUGAGCAACGGGGACAGGGAGGCCGGGCCGGGGCGCGAGGAUGACGCCACGGAAGGAGACGCUGGCAACGCUGGUAGCAACAGGAAAGACAAAUCUCUUCGCAUCAUGAGUCAGAAAUUCGUCAUGCUGUUUCUGGUGUCCAAAACUCAGACGGUUACUCUGGACGCAGCAGCAAAGAUCCUCAUCGAGGAGAGUCAGGACUCGUCCAGUCACAGCAAGUACAAAACUAAGGUACGGCGACUGUACGACAUUGCAAAUGUGCUGACCAGCCUGGGCCUCAUACAGAAGGUCCACGUGCGUGAAGAGAGAGGCAGGAAGCCGGCCUUUAAAUGGCACGGCCCCGUGGAAUUCAACAACUCUGGAAAUGCUGCUGUAGGAAAUACUGUGAAUGUGGCAGCUGCCACUCUGACUGACAGAGCCAAGAUGACACGGCACGCCUCCUUCAACAUCACACCAACUUCUGUGGCCGUACAGCGGCUGGUCAACUCUGCACCAAACAGUCCCCGACGUGACCUAACAGGUCUGCCAAACCAGCCUGUGGAUUAUUCCAAAAAAUCUACAAUCAACAAUGCAGUGUGUCGACUGCAGUUUGGAAACAGCACUGAGAACCGUCCUACCUGCAGCAGCAGCAUGCUAGCUCCGUCCUCCAACCAUCCCACCCAGCUGGCACCUCCCCUCCACCCAGAGCAUCUCUUUGCACCCUCCUCCUCUUCACACUGCUUGGCCUACCUGCCCAGCCUGUCCCAGCCCUCUGUGGUCAUGCUGUACAGGGCGCCAGACAAGCCGGACCAGAUGCCUGACGGUCAGAGGUCGCCCAGUUUGACGUCUGAGGAGGGAAGGAAGAGACGGAGGGAAGAAAGGGAAGAGGAGGAGGAGGCGGUGGUUAAAAAGAAGGGAACAUCCGGGUUAGAGGAAUGUGACAUGCUGAGAGCACAAACAGCGAGUUCACAAACGGGUAACACCAGGACUUCCCCCAGUCACCCAGCAGGCCUCUCCAGAGAGCGCAUGCCCGAUGAGAGCUUCAGUGCCAACAGCAGCAGUGAGCCCGCUCAGCCAUCACACUACCUCUACGUACCCAACAAUGCAGGUCUGAAUAGCCUCAACUUCCUGCUGUCUGCUGGCCAGUCACCAGCCGGUCUAUCCCUCCCUCCCAGCAGUGUUCCCACCCUGGCGCUGCCCUACGUCCUGGUGCCCUCUGCAGCCCUCUCCCACUACCCCCUGGUGGCCAGCGGUCUCCAACAGCAAGGCUCUGACGCCCAUAACAAACUGAGCUUCAGCCUGCCUGCUAUGAUGUCAUCUGCACACUUCAUGGUGGGGGCGCCACCGUACGGCCUGGCAGCACCAUCACCGGAUAUCAGCAGGUCGUCUCUUCCAUCACCGUCCACUCCAGAACAGAGCAGGGUGUACGGGUCAGUGGGCACGCCACAUUCUCCCUCAGGACCACGUCAGACUGUCAGCAUCAGCACACCAGAACCACUGACUCCACAAACUCAGAAGGAAACCACACCAUCUGCCUCUAAGGCUUUCUUCCAGACCCCAGGCACUCUGGGAAGUGUAGUCAACGCUGCCCCAGCUGCCCGAAAAAGAGGCUCAGCACAGAGGAGACUGGACGUCGGCCAUCCCCCGACCAGUUAAACAUGAGAGGAGAUGGAAAAGAUGGCUGACAUGCUGUUUAACACUCAGGUGUUGAUCCUAAAAUUGAAAAAUAUGGUUUCAAAGCAUUGGUGCUUUGUUUUUUAAUGACUUAAAAGUGUUCCUUCCAAAAUGUAACAAAAUACAGAGCUAAAAUUAACUAUUUUCUAAAAUACAAAACAUUUUGAAAAGCAGAAAUCUUGCAGCUGAUUUUUUUUUUUAAUGGUUAUUUUUAAAAGAAACUGUUCCGUUAUUGGUUGUGACCAAAUGUGCCUCAUGGUUCAAUUAUGGGACACCAGAGUGAAUGAGUGAAGCAGUAUUGCCAAUGUCACAGUGCCCUCCUGUGGUGGGAGUGGGCCACUGUUCUAUUUUAUAUUUCAGCCUUAAUGUUCCCUCCCAGACAUGAUCACGCUACCUAAUUCCCCAUCACUUGUGUAUUAUAGCCCAAUUGCUAUUUAUAUUUUAGCUAAUAUAUGUUGAUUACAGGGACUGUAAUGGAACAUUGUUUCUAGCACUAAGUAUGUGACAGAAUGUCUGAUUCUGAAUUGAAUGUCGUUAGUUGGCCCCUUUAGGUUUUGUUACAUUAUCAAGGUAUAAUAGGAAAUCUAUUAGCAGCUGAGUUUACACCAUCAGUAGCAGACAAUCCUCUCUUGGCUCAUUUUAAAAAUUACUGUGAGGAUAAAAUCACUAAAGCCUUAAAUGUUUACAGCCAGAACAGUUCUUGAACUUGUCGGUGCAUUAUUUAGUCGUCAGGAAGGUAAAUGUUACUGGUGCUGUGCUUGUUCUCACUGCAACCAUAGUGCUGAAUGGUUAAACAGCAAACCCUUUAGCUCUGAAGACUAAAGGACAAUGUGACUAUGCUUUCAGGUACUUGAACACUUGUGACUUUACUAGAAGUGGAUUUUGAAGAGAUAUCAAAGUACUGUAAAAAAAGUUUGCAUCCUUAAUUUAUCCAGGGAAACUUGACUGAUCUUAUUCAUACAGUCCGACACAUUUUGGAAACCCAGUGUGUCCACAAUCCGCUGUUAGCUGAUGCUGUUUGGGGUUAAGUGUGUUCUCUCCUUGCUGAGAGAAAGGAGUUGUUGCCUCGGUACAGAUGUUCUCAGGUUUUCUAGGGAUUUGUAUCAACAGCUUUCUAGUCAUGACUUGCCUCCAGACAACACAACCAAUACAUUGGUGCUUGGUACAAGAAUCAUUCAGGAGAGCUUAGCUAUGUCACACCAAAGGGUGCACAAAUAAUCCACUCUGACGAGUAGAUGUGUAUUCAUCAAUGUACAGUUUUAUGCCUAAAUAUUGUACACUGUAUUCAUAGUGCCAUGUAUACUUUUCACAUGCAGAAUGUUAAAUGCUGCUUUAAUGUGUUUAAAAAUAAUGUUUAUUGCACUGCUAGUUUUAGUAGUUGUGACUUCUGAUCUAACUUUUACAAAAUCUGUUGCUGUUCCUUCACUGUAGCUCUGCUCUCUCUGUAGUUACGGGCCAAACUGCUUCUCUUCUGUAUGACUUUCACAAACUUUCAUUAAAAAUGUAUGGUGCUGA
Centropristis striata (black sea bass) is the source of this 4099-nucleotide messenger RNA. RefSeq names its product E2F transcription factor 7 (gene e2f7). Gene Ontology annotation, biological process: regulation of transcription by RNA polymerase II. Lineage: Eukaryota; Metazoa; Chordata; Actinopteri; Perciformes; Serranidae. The record is from RefSeq and is a predicted model, not a curated record. The coding region runs from base 194 to 2566 and encodes 790 amino acids. The transcript is spliced from 13 exons. Gene Ontology annotation, cellular component: RNA polymerase II transcription regulator complex. Gene Ontology annotation, molecular function: RNA polymerase II cis-regulatory region sequence-specific DNA binding; DNA-binding transcription factor activity, RNA polymerase II-specific.